AUGCAGCAGACCAUCGACGUGCUCAAGAAGAUUGACGACGCCGAGUGCGCCGAGGGCGACCCGCGGAUUCUAGAGCCGAAGAAAGUGCAGGCCGUCGCGGAGGACGAGAAGAAGCCGACAUUCCAGCAUCAGGUCUCUAGCGCCUGUAACUCGGUGCGAGCUUUGGAGCCGAAGCUUCUCAAAUCAGUGUCUUACCACCAGCGAUUGCAGGUGCAGCUCGCAGCCCAGUUCGAAUGGGCCAAGAAGCAUCUACAGUCGGACAUUCGCGCUGCGGUGGCCACGCUCUUCGGGGAAGCCUUCGAGAAGGUCAAGGCAUUCAAGGGCGAGCGCAGCCAACUUUUCCAGCGUCUACAGAAGAAGCUUUGCAAGGCUGGAGAAGAUGGAGCCGCGGCAGCUGCCCCCGACGGCGGCGGCGGGCCUGAAGCUCCAGGCCGAGAGACGGCCCAUGCCCCAGCGGCUUCCAGUGGCGCCGCGGCCAGCGGAGAUCCCGCGGCGACCGCAG
This is a messenger RNA of Prorocentrum cordatum, 502 nucleotides long. The record is from the annotation of a GenBank genome assembly. NCBI's taxonomy places the organism in Eukaryota, Dinophyceae, Prorocentrales, Prorocentraceae.